Molecule: messenger RNA, 1661 nt
Organism: Argentina anserina (silverweed cinquefoil)
Lineage: Eukaryota; Viridiplantae; Streptophyta; Magnoliopsida; Rosales; Rosaceae
Product: alcohol acyltransferase 9
Exons: 2
Coding region: 173-1549 (458 amino acids)
Molecular function (GO): acyltransferase activity, transferring groups other than amino-acyl groups
Source: RefSeq, a predicted model, not a curated record
AAUUGUUGUUUCUCCACUCUACUUAGCCAGCCAGCUACUCCUUAGUACUUACCUUGUCUUUCAAUCAAUACCUCUCUCCCGUCUCUUAUUUCUUUCUGCUUCAAAUCUUCAAGCUUGAACAACACCACCGUCGUUCCAGAUAAGCAGAGAGAUCGAUCGAAACUCAUUAAGGAUGUUAAACCCUCCAGAAGAACUACCAGAUUGUUUAUAUGCAACACAACCAACACUAAUCCGCCCAAACACGCCAACUCCCAAGCAUUGCCUCACUCUCUCCAAUCUCGAUGACCAGAAGUUUCUCCGGUUCUCGAUCAAGUAUCUCUACCUCUUCAAAUCUUCUAUCAACUUAGACGCCAUGAAAUACGCCCUCUCUAAACUCCUGGUCCUCUACUACCCUCUGGCCGGGCGCUUGAGGUCCAGCCCCGACCGUGAUCAAAAGCUCGAGGUCGACUGCAAUGGAGAAGGUGCUGUGUUUGCUGAGGCCUUCAUGGAUAUCACUGCUGACCAGUUUCUCGAGCUUUCCGAUAAGCCUAACAGGUCUUGGAAGAAACUCUUGUACAGGGUCGAAGGAGGUCUCACUUUUUUGGAUAUUCCUCCUCUUGUUGUUCAGGUCACUAAUCUCCGCUUUGGAGGAAUGAUCCUCUGCACCGCAAUCAAUCACUGCUUAUGCGAUGGCAUCGGCACGUCACAGUUCUUAAAAGCAUGGGCCCACCUAACAGCCAAACCAGAUCUUCCUUCGCCAAUCUCACCCGUCCACUCUCGCCACGUGUUGAGAUCUCGAAACCCUCCAGAGGUAACCUUCUCUCACCCGCAGUUCACCGUAAAUAAGGAAAACGCCCACGUGGACGUCCUCAGAUUCCUCCAGUCCCAGCCGCUCGUCCCCACAUCCUUAACCUUCACUCGCUCUCAUAUCCAUCACCUCAACCGCCAGUGCUCGCCAUCGCUAAAAUGCACCGGUUUCGAAGCCCUAGCAGCCCACACGUGGCGUGCAUGGGUUCGAUCGCUGGACCUGUCACCUUCCCUCAACAUAAAGCUCCUAUUCUCCGUUAACGUCCGGCGGAGGCUGAAGCCGGAGACUCCACAGGGUUAUUACGGUAACGGGUUUGUGCUAGGAUGCGCACAAACCACCGUGAAGGACUUGGUCUCUGCUAACCUGCACCACGGCGUUAAGUUGGUCCAACAAGCUAAGGCAGAGCUCAGUGACGACUACGUGAGGUCUAUGGUUGAUUUGUUGGAGGACAAAGCGGUAAAAACAGAUCUGUCGACGAGUUUGGUUAUAUCACAGUGGGCUAAGCUAGGGUUGGAGGAGUUGGAUUUUGGAGAAGGGAAGGCACUUCACAUGGGUCCGGUAACAAGUGAUGUUUACUGCUUGUUUUUACCAGUUAUCGGAGAUGUAGGUGCGGUGAGAGUGCUGGUGUCGGUGCCGGAGAGAGUGGCGGAGAAGUUUGGAUAUUGCAUGACUGAGUUUUUGGAUAAAGAGUUCAACAAUGGAGGUGAACAUCAUUCUAUUAAUGGAUAUCAUGCAGCAGACAAUGGAAUUAUGGAAUAUUAAUUAGUGUUUGAUGACUUCUUUUUCUUUCUCUAGUUCUGUUUCAAUGCUCCCAGCCACUAUAUAUAUUUAAGUAUCAUAAAAUGGCACGGGAUCGAGCAUCUCACCGUGACCU